Molecule: messenger RNA, 1343 nt
Organism: Etheostoma spectabile (orangethroat darter)
Lineage: Eukaryota; Metazoa; Chordata; Actinopteri; Perciformes; Percidae
Product: natterin-3
Exons: 3
Coding region: 44-1285 (413 amino acids)
Source: RefSeq, a predicted model, not a curated record
AUUAUGGGCAAUAAGACUGCAGUGAGGUUUUAAAACUCAGCACAUGCUGCAGGCAGCGUCACUGCAUGAGGAACCUGUCGAGAUGAGGUGGUGCGUCGCUGGUGUCUUGGUGGUGCUGCAGCUCUGCAGCCCGGCGGUGCUGUCCGCCUCGCUGCUCUACGUCUCCAAGGUGCAGGACGGCAAGAACAACCCAGCACCAUGGCUGAACCCCACACUGGGAGACGUUGUCCCCUCCCGUGAACUCACCAAGCCUCCUCAAAUCAGAGAGAUCCCAGAAACUGAGACCUCCUCACAUUCCUCACCCAUGUUUGGUGAACACGCCAACCUCAAGUGGGUGACGUGGAGCGGCUCCCUCCCAAACGGCGCCGUCGCUAUCUUCAACGGCUACACCGAACGCACCGACUACGUGUGCAAAGUCAACUGCGAGUCUGGCUUCUACACUCCCAGCAAAGGGAACUUCUGCCAGUACGCGUACGCUGACAAAGAGUACGCAUCCUCCAAGUUUGAAAUGCUGGUCAACGUUGACCACUUUGAGUUCCUGCAAUGGGUUGAAGAUUCGUACGGGUCGGUCCCCAGCUACGCCAUCAAAACCUGUCCCAACUCCGACAUAUAUGUGGGCAAAAACAAGUACGGUCUUGGCAAAGUGGUGACCCAACACGAGGCCUUCUUCCUUCCCUGGGAGGGCAGUGAGUACUGGUACAAGAAAUACCAGGUUCUCGCUAUCAACAGAGACAGCUACAGCCAGCACAUCUCUCACGUGGAGUAUCUCAUCGACCAGAUGGAGCUGUUCCACCAUCCUCCGGAGGCCCUGAAGCUCACCAAAGUCACCAACCUCGAGUGCACAUCUGUGGCGAAGACUGUGAACCUGGAGAAGACUAGUUCGGUGGCAAAGACCUGGGACAUUGGCAGAGAGACGCGCAACGGCACCAUCUCCACCAUGAAGGCCAAAGUGCCCAUCCUCGGCCCGGGGACCGUGGACUACACCAAGGAGCAGACGGUGACCUUCUCAGAGGGAACCAGCAUAGUGGAGUCCAUCAGUCACUCCGUCUCCGUGGAGCUGGUGGUCCCGCCCAACCACUCCUGCACCGUGAGGAUGGACGGCAGGAAGAUGACGGCAGACAUCCCCUACACUGGCAGGCUGAGCAGGACCAACCACAACGGAGAAACCCACUGGACGUACAUCACAGGCACGUACGACGGCGUGAGCGUGGGCGAGAUCAGCGCCGUGGUGGAGAGGUGUCAGCCGGUGACAGACGCUGUUCCCUGCUCCCCAACCCAAGGCUGAUUAUCAGUCAAAAGGCAAAUGUUGAAAAAGUUGAGAAAAACUCUGUUUUCCAAAUAAA